AUGGCCGGGUUUAGGCAACUGUCUUGCAUUAAAAGGCCUUGCCCAACCAACUUGGGUGCGGACCAGGCCUCUAUUGGACCGAACAUCAUAGUCUUCCCGGUCAUAGACCUCUCGAGCCCGGGGCUCGAGCCGGGAACGGCCGAGUGGACCGCUGCAAGGGACGGGGUGAAGCGGGCGCUGGAAAGCUAUGGCUGCUUCGAGGCCCGGUUCGAGAAGGUGCCCGCCGAAAUGCAGGCGUCGAUGCUGGGCCUGGUCCGGGAGGUCUUCGACUUGCCCUUGCAGACCAAGCUCCGGAACGUCUCGAGCGAGCCCUUGCACGGUUACGUCGGGCAGUACCCCGUGGUCCCGCUCUACGAGAGCAUCGGGAUCGAGGACGCCGACGUGUACGAGAAGGUGGAUGGCCUUACCACUACUUUAUGGCCCGAGGGACAUCCGAGUUUUAGACUGCACUCUCCACAUCACCAAGUCAUGAUAAGCGGGAACGAGGCGAGGUACUCGGCCGCCCUGUUCUCGAUCCCGAAGGGCGGGUACAUAAUAAAAGCGCCGGACGAAUUGAUGGAUGAAGAGCACCCUCUGCUCUUCAAGCCCUUUGAUACACUGGAGCUGGACAAAGCGCAGAGUCUGCCCUCAAAACUUAUUGGGGUGUCUAGAAUUGGCCUACAUGGCUCUUGA
This is a messenger RNA of Eucalyptus grandis, 672 nucleotides long. Its product is annotated as probable 2-oxoglutarate-dependent dioxygenase AOP1.2. Lineage: Eukaryota; Viridiplantae; Streptophyta; Magnoliopsida; Myrtales; Myrtaceae. The record is from RefSeq and is a predicted model, not a curated record. Bases 1 to 672 code for a protein of 223 amino acids. The transcript is spliced from 3 exons. Gene Ontology annotation, molecular function: dioxygenase activity.